UCACACAUCAAAUAUGUGCACAUAUGCAAUAUGUGACUAUUCGACCAGCAAGGCACUUAACUGCUUUAUUUACAUUGCUUUAUUUAUUUCUCAUAUUCUAUUUCUGAUCAUCUGUUUACAUUAUUCUCUUUUUGGACUAGCUGCAUAUUUAGUGAACGACUAUAUCUUUCGUUAAAAUUGUGAAAUUCAAAAGAAUUUUAUUUUUCUACAGAUAUAAGGUUGAUAAUUAAAGUAAAAGUAUGUCAGCUUGGGCUGCUCCAGUAUUGGUUGAAGAGCCAGAAAGUCUAUCAGAUAUAAUAAGAGCUGAAAAAUCAGAAAAACAAAAAAUCAAGAAGCAGAUUAAGGAAGACUUCAAUCUUGCCAAGCAGCUAACUGUUUUUGAUGUUAUUGAUCCAGUUAAACCAAAAGUCGAAGAUCCAGUGAAGAAAGUUGUUAAUUAUGGACCAAUUAGUUCUUCGACAGCUGAUUUUUUGGAUUCCCUGACUUUACAAGACGAGACAGUCAAAAGUCCUCCUAUCGAGGAUGAUAAGACCAUUGCUGAGCUAUUGCAGGCUCAAUUUGAUCUAGAAUAUGACGAGGAAAUAAAGAGACUUGAAGCUAGCAGAAAUAAAAAUUCAAAAGUGUCUGUAUCGCUUGCAAAGUACCGACUAUAUCCAGAUGACUUACUAGCUGCUGACGAUUCAGACAAGCAAGAUGAAGACGAAGUAGACAGACGUAGAAUGAAGAAUUGGGAUCGAUUUGAGGAAAACGAUAAGGAAUUUUCAAAAAUUGGUAAGGCUGGAUAUUUUGAAAAAGAAGACGGGAAGAUUAUUACGAAACAUGAUGGAGAUUUAUCAGGACGUAGAAAUGCUGGAAAAGUCAUGGAAUUCCAUUCUAAUUUUGAAUGUGGUGAUUGUGGCAAUUUUGAUAUGAAAAUCUCCAAUAAAGUUUUUAAUGAGCUUAGAGCACAUUCAAAUCUUAUGGCUAAAAAGACACAUCAAGUGUCUUUGGACAGAAAAGAAAAUAAAUCAACGAGUGAAAUGUCAAUUGAUCAGAAAACACGCUUAAUAAUCUAUAAAUUUAUUAACACAACGAUGGUGAUGAACAGCAUUGAUGGAAUUAUAUCAAAAGGAAAGGAAGCUGUUGUAUUGCACGGUGAAGGAAAUCUUGAGAAUACAUUAUAUCCAAAUGUCACAAAGGAAGUGGCAGUAAAAAUCUUUUCAACAACAUUAAAUGAAUUUAAGCAACGUGAUCGAUACAUUAAGGAUGAUUUUAGGUUUAAAGCAAACUGCAAACAGAACAGCCGGAAUAUCAUCAAUUUAUGGUGCGAGAAGGAAUUUCACAAUCUCCAUAGACUUGCCAAAGCGGGUAUUUUAUGUCCAAAACCAAUUGUUUUCAAGAAACACAUUUUAUUAAUGUCUUAUAUUGGAAAUGGACAUGAGAAUCCUGCACCAAAAUUAAAGGAUGUCAAAUUAAGCAAGGCUGAAAUGAUUUGUGUGUACGACGAGGUAAUUGAAGCUAUGACAAAAAUGUAUCAAGAUGCGCGUUUAGUUCAUGCUGAUUUCUCAGAAUAUAAUAUCUUGUACUUCGAUGGAAAAUGCUACAUUAUUGAUUUGGCGCAAGCUGUUGAGCCUAUUCACCCAUCUGCAUUAGAUUUUUUGAUGCGAGAUUGUGGAAAUAUAACGAAUUUCUUUGAAAAGAAUGAUGUACCUGUCAAAACCAAAGAAGAAUUGUUCUUUGAAAUUACAAAACUUGAUCCAUUAACAACGAAUACAGCUAUGCUUGAAAAGAUUCAUAUGAAAGGUGAUGCUGUACAUGUUGUGACUAAUCCACUGAAUUUUGACGACUCGGAAAGAGAGAAAAUGCCAGAAAAGUAUCGAUUAAAGGAAUUUCCAUUCGAUUAUGCCUGGAAGAAAGUUGAGGAAUUGAAGCAAAAGAGCGAAACAACAGUUGAAACAAUUGUGGAGUCAAAAAAUGAUGAAGAUGAAUGGGUAGAAGUGUGCAACAAAAAGAAGGCAAAGCACAGAACAGACUGCAAGGAUAUUUACGAUGAUAAAGGUGCUGAUGUAUUCAAAGAAAUUUCAGUUACUAUAAAGUGAACCAAUUUAUAUACAAAAGUGUUCAUUUAUAUAUAUAAUAAAAUGGUCAGAUCGUAAAAGAUCUUUAAAAUACACAACCUUACUUCCGCACACAAUCUUUUGUGGAGUAAUUGUGUCAACUGAAAAUAAAGCUUAUCUUAUUUAUUAUUGGUUAAGUAGC
Chironomus riparius is the source of this 2238-nucleotide messenger RNA. NCBI's taxonomy places the organism in Eukaryota, Metazoa, Arthropoda, Insecta, Diptera, Chironomidae. The record is from the annotation of a GenBank genome assembly.